AUGGCGUUGGAGGUGCAACCGCCUAGCGACCGCAAGCGGGUGAAAGUCUACGAACUGAAGGAUAAUGACUGGUUCGAUCGCGGUACUGGUUUCUGUACGGGUCAGAUCCUCGAUGAUGAACCGCGAAUUUUCGUCGAAUCUGAAGAUGAACCCGAUCGGGUGCUGCUGGAGACGAAGAUCUCCAAGGAUGAUGGGUACCAAAAACAACAAGAAACGUUGAUCGUCUGGACUGAGCCCAAUGGAACGGACAUGGCAUUGAGCUUUCAGGAAGCGGAGGGAUGCGCAGUUAUCUGGAAUUUCGUCAGUACUGUGCAGCAACAUCUGCUGAAUCUGGCGACGGCAGAUGAUGCGUUGUCGGACGACCUCGAAAGCUUCCAGUCAAUCAUGCUCCCUCCGCCCGAACUUGGGAACCUGCCCGAAAUUGAUCAUAUCAUGCGAGCCGCGAGUAUCACCCAGGCCGGUCGAGACGCUUUGUCGAAAUUUGUCAUUCGAGACGAGUAUAUACCGAAACUUAUCCCGCUAGUCACCAUGGCAGAGGAUCUUGAAAGCCUGGUCGAUCUACACCGACUUUGCAACAUUAUGAAAUCCCUGAUCUUGCUCAACGAUAACACCAUUAUCGAGACAGUCGUCACCGAUCCGAUCAUCCUCGGAGUUGUCGGAGCUUUGGAAUAUGAUCCUGAAUUUCCUACACAUAAAGCGAACCAUCGCCAAUACCUCGCGGACCAGUCGCGCUAUAAAGAAGUGGUUCCCAUCAAGGAUGCCCUUAUUCGACGCAAAAUCCGCUACACAUGGCGCCUACAAUACCUGAAGGACGUUGUUUUGGCUAGGAUCUUGGAUGAUCCCACAUUUUCGGUGCUGAACUCUUUGAUUUUCUACAACCAGGUUGAGAUCGUAAACCAUAUUCAAUCGAACGCCGCCUUCCUUAAGGACCUUUUCCUGGUUUUUGACCCGAGGAACGCGGAUGCGAAACGCAAGGAGGAUGCAGUGCAGUUCCUCCACCAGUGUGCUGCGAUUGCGAAGAAUCUGCAGGCCCCGGCGCGCGCCAAUCUGUUUGCGAAUUUCAUCAGCCACGGACUGUUCGCCGUGAUCGCUUUCGCCAUCAAACACCCGAACCCCGCCUUGCGCACGACCGGUAUCGAUAUUCUAGUCGCCCUACUGGACCACGAUCCGAUAAUGAUGCGGAGCUAUAUGCUCAAGGCCGUGAACGAAAAGAAGACGCCGCUUACCGACACGCUCAUCGAUUUGCUCCACACCGAGUCCGACCUGGGUGUUAAGAAUCAACUAGCCGAUGCGGUCAAAGUCUUGCUGGAUCCCCAAAUCCCGUUGCCGGACACGAUGGGUCGGGCUGGACCCGAGCACUAUUCGAAAUUGCGUCCGAACAUUCUCUCCGAUGCCUUUGUCCAGAAUCACUUCGACGAAUCCGCCAGAAGGCUGUUCCAGCCGCUAAAGCGGUUGGAAAACCGGGCCAGCCUGAACGACCUCACGUUCCAAGAGGUUGCUCUCCAUUCGCAUCUCGUGGACAUUCUUACCUUUUUCGUUCGCCAGCAUCUAUAUAGGAGUCGGAAUGUCAUCCACAACGAGGCGCUUGCCCCUCGGAUCGCCCAGCUCCUCAAAGUUCCUCAAAAACACCUCAAACUCACUGCCUUGAAAUUCUUCCGCACCCUGAUUAGCCUCCAGGACACCUUCUACCAAGCUCUAAUGACGCAUAAUAACACUUUUGGGUUGAUUCUUGAUAUCGUCUAUGAAACGAUGCCGCGCGACAACCUUCUCAAUUCAGCCUGCCUUGAACUUUUUGAGUUUAUUAAACGGGAAAAUAUCAAAUCGAUUGUCCUGCAUAUCGUUGAAAAGUACGGCGAGAAGCUAAAAACCAUCACUUACGUCGACACAUUCCGCGAUCUGGUCAUCCGCUAUGAACAGAUGCAGGGCUAUGGGACAGCGGUAGACUCCACUCUCUUCUCGCAAGAUGACGGAACCUCCGCUCGGAGAAUGCAAGCCAACGGCCAGCGAUGGCAAGGGGUUAAGGAGAUGGAUGCGGCUGAAGAGGAAUAUUUCAACACAUCUGAUGAUGAGGAAGAGGUGAAUAGCCCAGUCAUGCACAAUGAACCCGCUCCGUAUGCUGAUAAUGGUUUUCAGUGGCAACAACAAGGUCCUGCAACGGUCCAAGCGACGGCUAUUCAGGCGCAGAAUGGUGGCAUUUCCCCAGUUGUUAAACCAUUGGUCGACUACCCGGACGAUGACGAGGAUGACGAUGCCAUGGAUACCAAAUCGGAGUCGGGCCCUGAACAACAGCAGUUGCACGAUGAAGAUCCUCCCCAGCAGGGAUCUGGUGCAAACUCUGACGAGGAGCCUCCGUCUACACCGGUUUCCCUGACGAUACAAACACCACCGGAGCGACUAUCGGAAAAGCGCCGACGCGAGGAAGAGGACGACGACGAGCUUAUCAAACUCACCUCUGGACCCAAACGGAGAAGUUCUACCAGCAGCGGGCCCGGAAGUGCCGGGCUCUUGCGGAAGAAGCGGAGCACAUCCAUCGGAUCGAUGUCACCUAGCGAUAAAGCAAAUGCCCAGGGUGGCUUAGGAAGUCUGGCUGGCGGCACAGCGCCUAAAAAGAUCGCCAUCAACCUGGGCUCCUCAACGAACAAGUCGUCGCAACCGGCUGCUGAUCUUUCGGCUCCGACGGCAAACGAGAGCAGCGAAAAGGAGAAUCGCAGCGACGACCAUGGUAAUAAUGGUUGA
Molecule: messenger RNA, 2736 nt
Organism: Aspergillus melleus
Lineage: Eukaryota; Fungi; Ascomycota; Eurotiomycetes; Eurotiales; Aspergillaceae
Gene: PSY2
Product: SMEK family protein
Exons: 8
Coding region: 1-2736 (911 amino acids)
Biological process (GO): DNA damage response; protein dephosphorylation
Cellular component (GO): protein phosphatase 4 complex; nucleoplasm
Molecular function (GO): protein phosphatase activator activity
Source: RefSeq, a predicted model, not a curated record